Molecule: messenger RNA, 1599 nt
Organism: Schistocerca americana (American grasshopper)
Lineage: Eukaryota; Metazoa; Arthropoda; Insecta; Orthoptera; Acrididae
Product: pupal cuticle protein 36-like
Exons: 3
Coding region: 105-1505 (466 amino acids)
Source: RefSeq, a predicted model, not a curated record
GUAAUUGCUCAGAGUGAAGGUGGGAGAGCCCUGUAUAAAGAGCUCACCAGCGCCUGGCAGCAGCAUCAGUCAUUGCUCGCUCCCAGCAGGACACACAAGCAGCAAUGAGGAUCCUGGUGUGCGUGUACCUGUGCGGUCUGGCCCUGUCAGUCCUGGCUGAGGAGCAGCAGGUGAAGGAGAAGCGCGGUCUCACCGGCUCCCUGGGAGGCUAUGGAGGUGGCUUCGGUGGUGGCUACGGAGGCGGCUAUGGUGGUGGCUUUGGAGGCGGCUAUGGAGGUGGUUACGGAGGCGGUUACGGAGGCGGCUACGCUGGUGGACUCGGCGGCGGACUUGGAGGCGGCAUUGGAGCUGGCAUCGGUGGUGGAGCACCGCAGGUGACUGUCAACAGAGUCCCCGUCCCUGUCCCAGUGCCUGUGGAGAAUACCAUCCCAGUUCCAGUGCGCGUCCCAGUCACAGUCCCUGUGGAGCGGCCUGUUCCUGUCCACGUACCGCAGCCAUACCCUGUCCCCGUAGACAACCCUGUGCCCGUCCCCGUCAAGGUCCCCACCCCAGUGUCCGUCCCAGUACCUCAGCCCUACGUCGUUAAGCGUCCAGUGCCCUACGUCGUCAGCGCUGGCCACGGCGGCCUUGGCGGAGGUCUCGGCGGUGGUCUCGGAGGAGGCCUGGGCGGUGGUCUCGGAGGAGGCCUCGGAGGCAAAUUCGGCGGAGGCUACGGCGGCGGCUUCGGUGGAAGCUACGGCGGUAGCUUUGGAGGACUCGGGGGCUACGGAAAAUACGAGGAAAGUCUGCAGAGCUAUUUCUGCACUGUUGUAAUCCGAUUUGCAUCUGUCCAUAAGGUGUGCGUGUACCUGUGCGGUCUGGCCCUGUCAGUCCUGGCUGAGGAGCAGCAGGUGAAGGAGAAGCGAGGACUGACUGGCUCUCUUGGUGGAUUUGGUGGCGGCUUCGGUGGAGGCUAUGGAGGCGGCUACGGUGGUGGCUAUGGAGGCGGGUAUGGAGGCGGCUAUGGAGGCGGCUACGGAGGUGGCUACGCUGGUGGACUCGGAGGCGGUCUUGGAGGCGGCAUUGGAGCUGGCAUCGGUGGUGGAGCCCCGCAGGUGACUGUCAACAGAGUCCCCGUCCCUGUCCCAGUACCUGUGGAGAGGACCAUCCCGGUUCCAGUGAGGGUCCCAGUCACAGUCCCUGUGGAGCGGCCUGUUCCUGUCCACGUACCGCAGCCAUACCCUGUCCCCGUAGACAACCCUGUGCCCGUCCCCGUCAAGGUCCCCACCCCAGUGUCCGUCCCAGUUCCUCAGCCCUACGUCGUUAAGCGUCCAGUGCCCUACGUCGUCAGCGCCGGCCACGGAGGACUCGGCGGAGGUCUCGGCGGAGGUCUCGGAGGAGGUCUCGGAGGAGGCCUCGGAGGAGGCUUCGGAGGAAAGUUCGGUGGAGGCUACAGCGGCGGCUUCGGUGGUGGAUACGGCGGUGGUUUUGGAGGACUCGGUGGCUACGGGAAAUAUGGCCACUAGAAAUCCACCUCAGUUAUAAUAUCUUGACCUGUACAUGCCAUCAGAUUCGUAUUAUGUACACAAAAAAAUGCUAAAUAAAAACUGAUGCAUCACA